Messenger RNA from Ooceraea biroi (clonal raider ant), 2375 nucleotides. RefSeq lists its product as uncharacterized. The record is from RefSeq and is a predicted model, not a curated record. NCBI's taxonomy places the organism in Eukaryota, Metazoa, Arthropoda, Insecta, Hymenoptera, Formicidae.
AAACUGCCGCGGAUCGACGACAGGAGUUGUAACGAAUUUUUUUAGAACCGUUAGCAGCGCCGGGAGAAAUUUUUCCGUGAAUCGACCGAAUUCGAAUUUGUAGCAGUGAACACUCGCCGAACUUCAGGCCGAUGGCAAUUAUUACGUGAUUGUAGCUCCGGGGCAUGCAUGAGGUUCCGACACGUUAUUUGAUGAAAUCGCGAAGGAAGAAGUGGAGGCAACAUGAUAAUUUCGAUGAGUUUUUGCUACUGUUGAGAAAAAGUAGUGAUUAAAAUUUUAAAUAAAUGUUCGUAAAUCAAAAUGAAAGGUUAUAGGUUAAGAAAUCCUACCAAAAGUAUAAUGCGCUUCUACGUAAAAAACAAAUAUUUAUUAUUUAUUAAAAGAGCAUAAAUUUCCAUCCGCACGUGUGCGAUGACGUAUAUGUAAAUUAAAAAUUUAAUCUGCCUGUGAUUGAUAAUUGUUACGACAAUCAUUGGUUAAUUUAUUUUUCAUUGUUAUUUGCACUAAAUUGUAACAAGAAUCUGUACGAACGAAAACGCGAUCCUAUGUUUUAUAAAAUAAUGUUAAUAACAAUGACAAUGUACUGCAAGCUGUAAACGUAUGGCAGAUGCAUUCAGCGAAAGCAUAGAAAGACUGCGCAAGAAAAGUCGAACGUUGUUGGCACGCGUUGGUGAACAAUCCAAAAGAGUGGAUGAAGAAGUGAAGAAACUGCAUUCGCAAACAUUAUCUUCUAUAAAUCAUCGUAAUCACAAAGGUCAAGGCGAUUGCGUGAAAAAGACUGAUUCGUGGAAAGUGAGAAACGACUCGAGCGAAGUGAGCGCUAUUUUAUGUCCUGAUUAUUCAUUGCCAGACACAAUGCCCGUUGGAAAGCUAACGCUAACUUCCAAGAAAGCCCGCGAGUCACCUUCAGACAUUACACCUAGGAAACCGUCAAAGGAAUGUUACUGUCGCACCGACGUAAACAAAUCAGAUCUGAGAUCGUCAAGAACCCAGCGCAAACGCGCGCCGCCCUGUCGCCAUUGCAGAAGCCAUCCCGAGUUCACAACCAUCAGAGAAACCGAGGAGAAAGCGGCACCGAGCUCGCCCAUCAGCUGCGAAACGUUCAGGAGGGUUCAGAGAAUCGACUAUACGCCUAGAUCCCAAUUUCUGCGCAAUGUGCAGAGCAAGAUCUGCGAGUUGCAGUCUGGCGGCCAGGGAGAUCACUCGCGGACGUGUCCACGAUCAUCGAAUUAUCACAGAUUCAUGGCGAGCACACAGGUACAAAAUACCCACGAGAGAGCAGCAUUGCCCAACGAGCGCAAGCGGGUCGACGAUAAGCAGGCAUCUCCCACGUCCCCACGAGCGCCCGCGAACUCGCUGGCCAGCGAACAAAGUGAACGCGACAAUGCCUGUACAUCGUCGGGCAAAGCAAUUCAAAUGUCUUCACGAAGGCCAGUAAAAUCGCAGUGGCGAAAGACUCUGAGAUCAAGGAGACCAGAUAGGAGCGAACAGCAGCCCAAUUCAUCAAGUCGCAGUAAACGACCGAUGAAAUUGCGUAAGAAUUGUCCUUGCUGCCAGAAGGAACUGGUAGAAGAUGUUCCGAGAUUCAGCGGAGACGCGCGCAAGAAAAUACUUAAUUUGCCAGGCUAUUCUGAGCGAAGAGGUCAAUGCUCGAAGUACGAUGAUGGACCCAUGAUAGAUGAUUCUGUAGAUCACGAAGUGGCGGACUUGAGGAAGUUUCGUGAGCAGAAUUAUUUCGAAACGCACGGUUCGUGCCACACAUUGGCGUCAUCGAGAUCGUCAGGAUCACUACAGCAGUAUCUGCUAAAUGAGCGAUUAUUUCCUGAACCAGUGAGCAGAAUUCGCAAACAGGAUCUGGUAGUAACGAUGCCGCCGUGCGCGACCACGCAAAAGAAGCGGAUUCAUUACUUUCCAAGAUACGUGGUGCGCCAGGAGAAGAACAUGUCCAAUGCGAAUUACAAACGUAAACGGUGCCAAAGUUGUCCACUUACUGGCCACGCCAUUGAUCUUGGAAUCCUAAAGGCUAAACCGCCACUAAACAGCCUGGCAUUAAAGUAUCAGAAACGAACACCUUGACUGUUGCGGAAUGGAGAAAAACAAUAUUACAAUAUUGACGACAUGAUAUUAAAUUCAAUUUUAUUAGCACAUUUAUAUCCAACAAAAUAAUUUAUUCUGUGGAGUAGGUGCAAUGGAAAAACAUGCGGACAAAAAACUCUUACUAUAAAUUAUGUGCCAAGCAUGUUAUUUUUAUCCUGUCUACUCUUUUUAUAAAUAAUGAAAAUAUGGAAAUAUCUUUUGCGAAAGGAUGUAUGCUCCUGUUUUAUAUUGACUUUAUGUAUCAUAAUCAUUGAAUAAAAUAACAUUCUUAAAUAUUA